GUUAGAGCUUGAAGCUGAAGAAAAGGGGGCGCCUUAUUGCUUUGUUAUUCCGUCGGAGAUUACAAGGAAGUAGUUGCAAGGCGAAAACAUUCAUAAUACUUUACUUCAGACGAGAUUUGUUUUUGUCUCGUCUAACCGUAGCCAAACUGCUGUAUAUGGAACUUGACGAUUUGGAUCUCGGCAGUUCAUGGCCGUUGGAUCAGAUCUCUUUUGCUACUCCUAAUAAUUUCAGGUUCCCAUCUUCCGAACAACAGCCUUUCUCCCCUCUCUGGUCUUUCUCCUCCGGAGAUGCUGCCGGUGAACUCUGCUCAGCUCCCACUCUCUUGACGGAUUAUUCUUCCCUCUUACUUUCAAGUUCGGAAUCCGAGACUGCAAUCAAGGACAAUCAUCAGCUCCUUCCUUCUCCCUCAUGGGGUGGUGGUCUAAUGCCGUUGGAGAAUCCAGACACCUACUGUGCCAUCAAAGCCAAGAUGACACAAGCGCUCCGGUUCUUCAAAGAAUCAACCGGCCAGCAACACCUCCUCGCUCAGGUCUGGGCCCCGGUCAAAAACCGUAACGGACGGUAUCUCCUCACCACUUCAGGGCAGCCUUUCGUUCUCGGUCCCAACAGCAACGGCCUUAACCAGUACAGGAUGGUUUCCCUCACUUACAUGUUCUCCCUCGAUAGCGAACGCGACGACGGGGAGCUCGGUCUCCCCGGCCGCGUUUUCAGGAAAAAGUUGCCUGAGUGGACCCCUAACGUUCAGUAUUACUCCAGCAAAGAGUUCUCGCGGCUCGGUCACGCCCUGAACUAUAAUGUUCAGGGUACUUUGGCUUUGCCUGUUUUUGAGCCUUCUAGGCAGCUCUGUGUUGGGGUUGUUGAGCUUAUUAUGACUUCUCCAAAGAUUAAUUAUGCUCCUGAGGUUGAAAAAGUUUGUAAAGCCCUUGAGGCCGUGAAUCUGAAGACUUCGGAAAUACUGAACCACGAGUCUACUCAGAUUUGCAACGAGGGUCGUCAAAAUGCAUUGGCUGAGAUAUUGGAGAUACUGACAGUGGUGUGCGAGACAUACAAACUGCCUUUAGCUCAGACGUGGGUCCCUUGCAGGCACCGUAGUGUUCUAGCCUUCGGUGGCGGUUUCAAGAAAAGCUGUUCCAGCUUCGACGGAAGCUGCAUGGGGAAAGUCUGUAUGUCCACUAGCGAUUUAGCGGUUUACGUCGUGGACGCUCAUGUCUGGGGAUUCAGAGACGCUUGCGCUGAACACCAUCUCCAGAAGGGACAAGGUGUUGCCGGGAGAGCUUUUCUUUCUGGAAACCUCUGUUUCUGUAGAGAUGUCACUCGUUUCUGCAAAACCGACUACCCGUUAGUGCACUAUGCACGCAUGUUCAAGCUCACUAGCUGUUUCGCUGUUUGCUUGAAGAGCACGUACACAGGAGACGACGAGUACGUUCUUGAGUUCUUUCUUCCUCCAGGGAUCACUGACAGGGGGGAGCAAGAUUCUCUGUUGGGUUCGCUGUUUCAGACGAUGAAGCAGCACUAUUCGAGUCUCAAGGUUGUCUCCGGAAGUGAACUGUUUGAAAACGAAAUGUCUAUUGAAGUAGUGGAAGCUUCAGAGGACGGAAUGGUUUACUCAAAACUUGAACCAAUCCAAGUACAUCAUCAUCUCCAGCUCAAUGCACCUGAAGAGAAGCUGAGCUUAAAACCUGUGGAGAACAAGGAAGUUGCUUUUCAAACGCUUAACCCUUCACCGGAGGCUAAAAAUGAGAAGAAAUCAGAAAGAAAGCGAGGGAAAACAGAGAAAACGAUCAGUCUAGAAGUGCUUCAACAAUAUUUUUCUGGUAGUCUAAAAGAUGCAGCAAAGAGCCUCGGUGUGUGUCCAACAACAAUGAAACGUAUUUGCAGGCAACACGGGAUCUCAAGGUGGCCAUCUCGUAAAAUCAACAAGGUGAACCGAUCUCUCACGAGGCUUAAACAUGUUAUAGACUCUGUUCAAGGCGCUGAUGGAUCAAUCAACUUAAAAUCCCUCUCCUCUCCCCCAUGGCAAGUCUCUCAACCACCAACCACUAGAUCACCAACCCAAGAUAUCAAACUUGAAAACCGAGAUGCAGAAGACAGUGCAGGUUCAUCAACCUCACGUGCUUCUUGCAAAGUGAGUCCUAUUAGCGAGACGCGUUUCCGGCUUCUAACACAAAACCAAGAAGCAUUCAAACAAACGGCGUUUGACGAGUCAGACAGUACCUCUAAAAACAUUGCUAAUAACUUUUGGACCUCUCAGGACACAGCAACACUCCACAAUAAGUUGGUGAGUAUAAAGGCAACGUACAGGGAAGACAUCAUCAGGUUCAAGAUCUCACCAGAGUCGAUAAGCAUCGCGGAACUUAAGCAGCAAGUGGCUAAGAGGCUGAAACUCGAAACUGGGGCGUUUGAUCUCAAGUAUCUAGAUGACGACAAAGAAUGGGUCUCGGUCUCUUGCGACGCUGAUCUCACCGAGUGUCUCAUCGACACGUCAUCUGUUGUGACCGCGGCGAAAGCAAACACACUGAGGCUAUCGGUUCAUGAUGUCACUCCGAACUUUGGGAGCUCAUGCGAAAGCUCAGAGGAAAUUAUGAUGUGCUUGUGACCAAUACACCAACUUUUCUGUAUGGAUUGAUCGGAGAGUUUUGUUUUGUUUUUUUUCUGUCCAUUGGAAGAUGAGUUUAGUGUUAAAAUUUUCAAAAUGUAUAAAGAACACUUCUCCGCAUCAAUAGAUGUUGAUUGGAAUGAAAGAAUUAAACUUUACUCCC
Raphanus sativus (radish) is the source of this 2760-nucleotide messenger RNA. RefSeq names its product protein NLP6. The coding region runs from base 156 to 2597 and encodes 813 amino acids. The transcript is spliced from 6 exons. The record is from RefSeq and is a predicted model, not a curated record. Lineage: Eukaryota; Viridiplantae; Streptophyta; Magnoliopsida; Brassicales; Brassicaceae. Gene Ontology annotation, molecular function: DNA-binding transcription factor activity; protein binding.